AUGAGUUCAACCACCGUCGAGACUAUUGUCCAGCCUUCGAAGGCUAACAUUGCCGUCUUCACGAACCCGGCCCACAAACUAUGGAUUGAGGAGGCAGAACCGACGGUGGAGGAUGUGCAGAAAGGUGCUAGCUUAAAACCCGGAGAAGUCACUGUUGCGGUUAAGAGUACUGGGAUAUGCGGCUCCGACGUUCACUUCUGGCACGCGGGCUGCAUUGGACCUAUGAUUGUGGAGGGAGACCAUAUUCUGGGACACGAAUCGGCUGGACAAGUUAUCGCUGUGCAUCCAUCUGUAACACACCUCAAAGUUGGAGAUCGAGUCGCCAUAGAACCGAACAUCAUCUGCAACGAAUGUGAGCCCUGUCUCACUGGCCGCUACAAUGGCUGCGAAAAGGUCCAAUUUCUAUCGACACCCCCAGUACCAGGCCUGCUGAGGAGAUACGUGAACCACUUAGCCAUCUGGUGCCACAAGAUUGGAGAUAUGUCGUACGAGAACGGAGCAAUGCUAGAGCCUUUAAGCGUCGCUCUGGCGGGUAUGCAGAGAUGUGGAGUCAAGCUGGGUGACCCGGUACUAGUCUGUGGUGCUGGACCGAUCGGACUCAUCACAUUACUCUGCUGUCAAGCAGCUGGAGCUUGUCCUUUAGUUAUCACAGACAUCGACGAAGGACGACUGAAGUUCGCCAAAGAACUUUGCCCAUCAGUCAUAACACACAAGGUGGAAAGAUUGAGUGCGGAAGAAUCAGGCAAGAAGAUAGUAGAAACAUUCGGCGGUAUCGAGCCAGCAAUUGCCGUGGAAUGCACCGGGGUGGAGAGCAGCAUAGCAGCAGCUAUCUGGGCUGUUAAGUUUGGAGGUAAAGUAUUCGUGAUUGGUGUUGGAAAGAAUGAGGUCAAUUUCCCCUUUAUGCGAUGCAGCACUCGGGAGGUCGACUUACAAUUCCAAUACCGAUACAGCAACACAUGGCCUCGAGCUAUUCGUCUGGUAGAAAACGGCAUAAUAGAUCUCUCGAAGUUGGUCACUCAUCGAUUCAAGCUGGAAGACGCGAUAGAGGCCUUCAAGACGGCGGCGGAUCCUAAGACCGGGGCUAUCAAGAGGACCUGGGGUCGCAUGGCUCCCCGAAGAUUUGAGUCCACUACGGCGUCCACUACGGCAUCUAAGGCCAGCGAAACUGCCAAGCAAACAGCAUCCAAAGCUUCCGCCGCCGCAGCAGAGUACUCGGCAAAAGCAUCCGAAUACACAGCAAAGGCCGCCCAAGGUCUUUCGCGAGUAACUUCCUCCGCUGCCCCGGCUAUCACAAAUGCUGCCAAGGGAAUCGCAGAAUCACUAGGCAAAGUCGGCGGCCGUACCGGCAAAGUAAUUGCCUUCAUUGAGAAGCAAACCCCCACGGUUAUCUUCUACUCCAAGGUUGUUCAAGAACUCGCCAAGUUUGUAUUCAAGAGCCGAAAUAUGUCUCCGCCCCCCCUUACUACUGUGCAGAGCUACUGGCAAAAUGCGUUGAAGUUGGUCCAGAACCCAAGCGCCCUGCGCCAACAAGCCUCCAAGCUCACGGCAGAGCCCGCCACUCUCAUCGAGCGAGCGAGAAACGUCAGCAGAGCCCAACUUGUUACCGGUGGCGUUCUACUGGCCGAGUGUCUUGGUUUCUUCUCAGUAGGCGAGAUCAUUGGCCGCUUCAAGAUAGUUGGAUAUCGCGGUGGCUCUCCUGCCGCUCACCACUAA
Messenger RNA from Hypoxylon fragiforme, 1713 nucleotides. RefSeq names its product GroES-like protein. Gene Ontology annotation, biological process: D-sorbitol catabolic process; proton motive force-driven ATP synthesis. The coding region runs from base 1 to 1713 and encodes 570 amino acids. The record is from RefSeq and is a predicted model, not a curated record. Gene Ontology annotation, molecular function: proton transmembrane transporter activity; L-iditol 2-dehydrogenase (NAD+) activity. NCBI's taxonomy places the organism in Eukaryota, Fungi, Ascomycota, Sordariomycetes, Xylariales, Hypoxylaceae. The transcript is spliced from 6 exons.